This is a messenger RNA of Danio rerio (zebrafish), 3884 nucleotides long. The record is from RefSeq and is a predicted model, not a curated record. Lineage: Eukaryota; Metazoa; Chordata; Actinopteri; Cypriniformes; Danionidae.
CUGGUUUCUUUGUGUCAUCAGUGUGAGAUCAAGUUCAUGUGUGUCCCGCUCUGUGUCUCUGAAGAGUGACGAGUCAAGGAAGGGUUUACCUCCAGAGUUCAGUGAGCAACCACCAUCAUCCAACAGAAGUGUUGAAUAUGAGUUAUCAGAUUCAGUUGACAAGACUCACUGCAACCGCAAGAGUUUCACAGACCAUCUCCUGAGGAUCUUUCAGGAUCUUGAGAGCAAAAUCUUCAAAGUUUUGAAGAAUGAACUUGAGAAGUUUAGGCAAAUCUUACAAGGAGAAAACACACAAGACUUUGUGAAGGGCUCUAAUGAGAACCAAAGUAGUAUCACUAAAUCGGCUCUUGAUCUCACACUCUUGUUCUUGAGAGAGAUGAAGCAAGAUGAAGUUGCUGAUACUCUCGAAGAUGAGCUGCUCUUCAUUAAUCGGUUAAAAAGUAGCCUGAAGAAAACCUACCAAAGUGUGUCUGAAGGAAUUGCACAGCAAGGAGACUCCACACUUCUGAAUAACAUCUACACAGAUCUCUAUAUCACUCAGGGUGCGAAUGAACAGGUCAACACUGAACAUGAGAUCAGACAAAUUGAAGCUGCUUCCAGAUGUCACAAAUCACUAGAGAUACAGGUUGAAUGUAAACAUUUGUUUGAGGCACCUGAACAAGACAAGCAGAUCAGAACAGUCCUGACAAAAGGAGUUGCUGGCAUCGGGAAAUCAGUCUCUGUGCAAAAGUUUGUUGUGGAUUGGGCUGAAGAAAAAGCAAAUCAAGACAUCAGCUUAAUAUUUCCUCUUCCAUUCAGAGAGAUGAACUUAAAGGAGAAAGAAAAACAAAGUUUAAAAGACCUCAUAACUCAGUUAUUCCCAGAGGUCAAAGGACUGAACCUUACAAGAAGGACACGAAACAAAGUCCUCUUCAUCCUUGAUGGAUUGGAUGAAUGUCGCCUUCCUCUGAACUUUGCUGGUAAUGAGACAUGUCAUGAUGUUUCGGCACCAGCCUAUCUGGAUGUUCUCCUGACGAACCUCAUCAAGGGAAAUCUGCUUCCUUCUGCUCUCAUCUGGAUCACCAGCAGACCAGCAGCUGCCAGUAAGAUUCCCGCAGACUGUAUUGACAGGCUGACAGAGAUACGAGGAUUCAAUGAUGCCCAAAAGGAGGAGUACUUCAGAAAGAGACUCGCAGAUCAAAAUCUGGCAAUGGAAAUCAUUGAGCACAUUAAACAGUCAAAGAGUCUCCAUAUUAUGUGCCACAUCCCAGUCUUCUGCUGGAUUUCAGCCACUGUUCUCCAGAACGUAUUGAAGGAGACUAAAGUGAAACACAAGGCUUAUGCUAAAACACUACAGGAAUCUCCCAAGACUCUGACACAGAUGUACACACACUUUCUCCGCUUUCAGAUGCAGCAAAGCAGGCAAAAGUAUGAUGGAAAAAACACAGAUGGUGUUUCCUGGGAUCAAAACUUCAUCCUUUCCCUGGGGAAACUUGCCUUCCAGCAGCUGGAAAGAAACAAUGUGAUCUUCUAUGAGAGCGAUCUGAAAGACUGUGGCAUUGACGUCUAUAAGGCAUCGGUGUACUCAGGCAUGUGUACCCAGAUCUUUAAGCAGGAGACAGGAAUCAUCCUUGGUAACUUGUACUGCUUUCUUCACUUGAGCAUUCAAGAGUUCAUCGCAGCCCUUUAUGGACACUUGUAUCUAGACAUCAAAAAGAAAUCUGUGUUUACUGGACAGAAGCACAAAAAUAAAGGCAUGACUCAUUUGCUCAAGACUGCGGUUGACAGAGCUCUGGAAAGUGACACUGGACAUCUGGAUCUGUACCUUCGCUUCCUUCUUGGUUUAUCGCUUCAGACCAAUCGACAACUCCUACGAGGCCUGUUGACACAGCAGGACAAAAGUGACCAGAGCAAAGAGGAAAUAGUUGUGUACAUCAAGCAGAAACUUGAAGAAAAUCUUUCUCCAGAGAGAGCCAUCAAUCUGCUCUACUGUCUGAAUGAACUGAACGACCACUCUCUGAUGAAAGAGAUUCAGUCCCACCUUAGAGAUGGAAGUCUCUCAUCUGCUGACCUUUCACCUGCCCAGUGGUCUGCUUUGACCUUUGUGUUGUUGACCUCCGAGGAAGAGCUGGAUGAGUUUGAUCUUCAGAAAUUCAAGAAAUCAGACGAGUGUCUCAUCAGACUAUCAGCAGUCAUCAAAUCCUCCAAAAGAGCUCUGCUGCAAUGCUGUAAUCUCACUGCUCAGUCUUGUGAGAGUUUGUCUUUAGCUCUACAAUCCUCAACCUGUGUCUUAAGAGAGCUGGACCUGAGUAACAAUGACCUGCAGGAUUCAGGAGUGAAGCUUCUUUCUGAUGGACUGAAGAGUUCAAACUGUAAACUGGAGAUACUAAGAUUGUCUGGCUGUAUGGUGACAGAGACAGGCUGUGGUUUUCUGUCUUCAGCUUUGAGUUCAAACCCCACACACCUCAGACAGCUGGAUCUGAGCUACAAUCAUCCAGGAGUUUCAGGAGUCAAGCUGCUCUGCCAAAAACUGGAGGAUCCAAACUACACACUGGCCAAACUCAAUGUGGAUCACACAGGAGCGAAGAGAAUUACAGCAGGACCACGCAAAUGGAUCAGUCAUCUCACACUGGACCCAAACACAGCAAACACUGAACUCAGUCUGUCUGCGGAGAACAGAGAAGCGACACGUGUGAUAGAGAAACAGCCCUAUCCUGAUCACCCAGACAGAUUCGAUUAUCAUCCUCAGGUGUUGUGCAGAGAGAGUGUGUGUGGACCCUGUUACUGGGAGAUGGACUGGAGUGGAGAUGUUGGCGCGUGUAUAUCAGUGUCAUAUAAGAGCGUCAGCAGUAAGGGAAAUGAUGAGUUUGGCUGUAAUGAUCAGUCCUGGAGUUUGAGCUGCUAUUCCUCCAGAUUCUCAUACGGACACAAUAACAGAUGGACUGAUCUCCCAGUGAAGCCGAUCAGCAGGAGGAUAGGAGUGUAUGUGGAUCACCGUGCGGAAACUCUGAGAUUCUACAACAUCUGUGGAAACACCGUACACCUCGUCCACUCAGUCCGGACCACAUUCACUCAGCCUCUUUAUGCUGGGUUUAAGAUUUAUCCUGGAUCGUCAGUGAAACUGUGCUGAAGACUGCGGAGAGAUUUUACCCAUAAUCCUCUGCUCUGCAGCAUCAGUGAGAUGUACUGGAGUUUCUUCAUCACACUAAUCCAACAGCAGAACUUCAGAAAUUGAUCAUGUAAAUAUAAAAACAAGCUUAUAAAAAUAUAAUUGCAGUCAGUUGUGCUGUAUAGAAAUGAAGGAAUAAUCAAUAGAUAUUUACUUAUUUAAAAGAAGUCGCAAUUGCAAUAUUCUACAGUAUUCUCUUGUAAUUAAAGGUGAAUCACAAUAUUAUUAAAGGUUGACAUCCAGUGGUGGAAUUAGGUUUUGCAGUUCAAAUUUAAAACCCUUUUUCACCCAGUGCCUCCUCCGAUGACUCCACACCAAUGACUAUAAAAUAGCGCCAUUUUCCAUAGAACGCUUUGAAGGCAAAACACCUCGUGACAGGCACUAACUGUCGCAAAAGACUGCUGAAAUUGGAGCCUGGGCAUGCGCAGAAGGACUGCCUAAUGGAGGCAAAGGACGAGCUGCGGAAUCGAACUUCCAACCAAACGCUUAACGUAAAAUAAAACGGUUUCCCAGAGAUGGGUUGCGGCUGGAAGGGCAUCCGCUGUGUAAAAACUUGCUGGAUAAGUUGGCGGUUCAUUCCGCUGUGGCGACCCCGGAUUAAUAAAGGGACUUAGCCGACAAGAAAAUGAAUGAAUGAAUAAUAUACGGGUUUAAAACUGUGUGAUGUGAGCUGUUAUAAUUUAAUAAAAGCAAUACAUGUUGGACUGCAGAAAUAAAAGAUCUUUCAUACGCUCUA